AUGUACGCCUCCCGCGUUUCGGCUCGGCAACUCUUUCAUCGCUCGGCUCCCUCGGACCCCCUCAUUGCAACAAUCAUAGUGGUCUCGGUACUCUCAACACUACUGCUUGCUAGUGCAAUCUUGCUCCUGUCCCGGAUGUGGAAGAAAAACAUCACUCGGAGGAGCGAUGCGGCAAUUCCCGGAGAAUCUCAAAAUCAAGCCGCUGGUUUUUGGCGCACACCCAGUGAUUGGGCAAGGAAGGACAGCAACGUGCUCUGGUCCAUGUACAUUGCGGAGGACGACCUCAGAGCCCAAUUCACCCUGUCACCAAAAUCAAGGCUCUUCUCUAUAGGGUCUGUCUCCACCGUCGACCACGCCAGAUGCCCUCUCGACAGACGUCACUCGCACGUGAACCCAUCAACUCAGCACAAUACCAUAAUGGAUAACUUCGUGAAGGCGAGCGACACCGCCGCUGAUCUGCGCAGCCGCACGCCAUACGAACACCAGACGACACCGACGAAGAGUACCCCACGUGCCCGAGCAAUGUCCCAGCCUUCCAAGCACAGGUAUGCCAGUUCCUUCGAGGAGACGGUCAAACGCAAGCAGAGCCUGCCUUUCCCGUUGAUGGUCGAGGAAGUCCGCGAGGGUUAA
This is a messenger RNA of Cladophialophora yegresii CBS 114405, 630 nucleotides long. RefSeq lists its product as uncharacterized. Lineage: Eukaryota; Fungi; Ascomycota; Eurotiomycetes; Chaetothyriales; Herpotrichiellaceae. The record is from RefSeq and is a predicted model, not a curated record. Bases 1 to 630 code for a protein of 209 amino acids. The transcript has a single exon.